Messenger RNA from Lobosporangium transversale, 4251 nucleotides. RefSeq lists its product as hypothetical. Lineage: Eukaryota; Fungi; Mortierellomycota; Mortierellomycetes; Mortierellales; Mortierellaceae. The transcript is spliced from 5 exons. Gene Ontology annotation, molecular function: protein binding. The coding region runs from base 1 to 4251 and encodes 1416 amino acids. The record is from RefSeq and is a predicted model, not a curated record.
AUGUUGGAUAUCCUUCCGCCUCCACUAUUUAAUCCGACAACAGGCCCUCCUCCCACUUUUUCUCCUCCUACUUCUCUAAUACAUUCUGAAACGGAUCAGAAACAAUACAACCAUCACCGUCAGUAUCAUCAGCAUCCACCAUAUUCGCAGAGAUAUUAUUCUUUCAAACCUUCAAGGCAGACACCUUUCUCUAGUUGUACCUAUCCUUCCACACACUUUCCCGUGUCUUCCUCACUUCCUCCCUCUGCAAUCCCUAAUUCGCCUAUUUUCCCCUCCGACAAUCUCGUUUCUCCUACCGUAGUGUCAUCGAUGAGCUAUAAUUAUCAAGCAAACAAACAAGGGCAGGGACAGGAGCAGAGACAACAACAGCAACAACUAAAUAAUUUUUACGAAACAGCUUCUACAACUCUAACGAAGAUGACUCCUGACGCGAAUCAGGGAAGGAAUUUAGAUACUAUCAAUAAAAAUGACAAUAACGAAGACUAUUUGACAACAGCUGUCUUACCACCUAUUGAUCCUAUGCUUAACCACUUCUCUCAGUCCUGCCACACUCGACAUCGGCUGAACCAAUCUUCUUUCCAUCAAUUGCAACUUUCGGCUCCUUCUGGGCCUUAUUUCGCACCAGUUUCUAUUAGGAUGUAUAAAAAUAUGGUUGGCAGCAGUAACAAAAGUAGCAACAGCAACAGUUCUACAAUCAAUGACAGCGACAAUGACGGCAACCAUGAUGUCCAUGGUGGCUUCAGCUGUAGUAGUAGAAUACAACUGGCUACUCCUACUUUUCAGCAAAGACAACAACAUUAUGCUCAAAUCACGCAUGAGUAUCAGGCUACUUUGGUUAGUCCACCGGAAUUUACGCGCUCAAGAGAUCUGUCUAUGAACUCUAUUCAUUCAAUCAAAAUUUCCAAUAGCGUGGCUACUGUCCCGGACAAAGGAAAAGAAGGGAUAGCAUUGGCUACUGCAAUCUGUGAGCAUGAAUGCAGUAUCAAUAAUUUGACACUGCCUGCCACCGAAACGUCGCUAACAGCACAUCUUAACACUCAACAGCAAUAUGAACAGCAACAACAAAAGACGAAUAUACUGAACGUUGAUUUUGAAAUCCAAUCACCAUCGACGCACAUCAAUAAGAAAGAAGCAACAGCAUCGACACCUUAUGAAGCUCUCCUGAAACAGAUUGCAGUGCAACGGGCGAAGCUCAACGUGUUGCAGACAGGUGUUCAGACACUAUCACGAGAUCUAGUAGCUCUGAAUGAGGUGUUAGAAGAGGAGCAGGACUCGAAAGAUGGAAUUAUACGUGAUGCUCAAACUGCUGUUCAGGGUUGGCAAGAAUCUUUGGAGGGGCUCUCGAAAUGUGAGCCCAUUGAGAUUCUUCAGAAAAGACCCAAUGUAGUGGCCACAUUGAUUCAAUCCAUGAAUUGGUGCGACAAGAAGCAUUUAUUCGAGCAGCUUGUAGCAGGCUGCCUACCUCGAGAAACGUAUCAGUUACAGCACCAGAUCUUGUCCCAAUAUGGCAAUAUCACUGGUUUUGAUAUGCUAGAAGGGCUUCCAUUGUCGGUCUCGAAAAUGGUUAUGAUGAACCUGUCAUUUGUAGACCUGGCAAAUUGUCGUAUGGUGUCGCAAUCUUGGAAGUAUAGGGCUACAGCUUAUGAUGUAGUGGCCACGGCUCUGGGUAAACUCACAUAUUCGGAUGACACAGUUGCGAUAGAUCCGAAAGAAGAUGGACCGCUCAAAAAUUGGAACCAACUCUGCCGGUAUCAUGAACGUGAUGUCCGUUGGAAAAAAGGUCAGCCAGUAUCCAUGUUUACCAUGCAAGGCCACACCAAUUUUGUGACAUCCAUUAAAGACCUUGGUGGCUGGAUUGUCAGUGGUGGAUAUGAUGAAAAGGUCCGGCUUUGGGAAGCCUCCUCUGGUAGAUGUGUCAAAACUUGGAAUGUAGAUUCAGCCGUGAGUUGUGUGGAGCUCUUCCUUGAUGCCAAUAUGGAGGGCAGUGGAGUUGUUGUGGCAGCCUUUGUAGAUACUGGCCUAGUGAAGCUCUGGCCGCUGCAUGGUCCCUCGAAUCCGACAACAUUGAUGGGCCAUCAGAAAGGAGUACGUGCGACGGCAAUCAACGAGACCUACCUAGUUACUGCAGGGUUUGACCGAACUGUCUUGGUUUGGAAUUGGAGCACUAGACAGAGGGUAGCAUGUUUCCGUGCUCACAAUGAUAUGAUUUUGAGUAUCCAUUUAUCCAAGCGCACAGUCUACACGCUCUGCAUCGAUGCGACAUUGCGGGUGUUUGAUAUCCCAUCCAAAACACUAUUACAUCAGGUCAAAUUAUUUGAAGUCCAACACGGGUCGUCAUUGCAGUGGUCAUGUCUACACAACAGGAUGCUACUCACUGUCACGAACAAAAAGGUCUACGUCUGGCAGCUCGAACAUCUAGAGAGUCUUGUAAAGCAGCAGAAUUUAAGGCGUCCUUGCCGAUCGAGCAGCGUUGUAUCCACAGCAUCAUUCGAUAACAGCGUCAGCCAAGGUGAGCAGAGCAGUGUCUAUUUAGAUGUGGGGAGUCAAUAUCCAGCGCCACCACGCGUUAUCCCCGCUUCCUUAAAUAGCAAACGCACCGUUCCGCCAGAGACACCAUCAGGCCCUCUAUAUGUUGGUUCACGAUCGUCUUAUUUUCACUCUACGCCGACUUCUUCAUCACCAAUAUCUCCCUCGCUAUCUGAGCUAUCUACUCACAGAGUGGGACUAGGUCCAUGUGAAGCUGACCUGGAGACGCGGGUUAAGCCGUAUUUGACAGCUAUCUUAAGUAUGACUAUGGACAUGUGGUGCGGUAAAGUUACACACCAUGAUCCUCCACUGCUUGUCAUGGGCUCCCGUAACUCAUCCAUCAAGCUGACGUUGCUUCCGCUGACUCGAAGCAUUAUCGAUCCGAGCAGGGUUUACGAGGCUAGCUAUCCGCCAUUGAUGCUUUCUCCUACAAGUAUCCCAAUACAAGGAAUGCCCGCGGGGCAUGGCCUUGGCGUCAUGUGUAUCGACUCUGAUGCCAGCAGGCUUGUAGUUGGAUGCACAGGAGGAUCCAUCCAGCUGUUUAAUAUGGAUCCCGCCAUGAUGGCCGUAAUAGCCACACGCACCAAACCCAACAGCAGUAUCACAGAGCCUGAGUCUGUUAUUGCUUUACCACAGCUCAGAUCCAAUAAAACAGCCUCGAUCCGUUCUGCUAGCUCCACACAUUCUUUGCAUUCAACAGCGCCUGGAUCUUCGGCAACAGUCACGGCAGAAAUUAUACCUACCUCCGCGGUUGCCGGGAAAAUAAUAGAUAAAGCUACAAGAUCAGUCUUUUCACCUACUUCAGAGGUGGCUUUCAUUACUACUCAGAGUAAGAAUAUCGGUCGAAGCCGGUCAAGAAGCAGCCCUAGUCUUUUAGUAUCAGAACAGCCACCCCAAAGGAUUUCUUACCCCAAUAUUUUAACCUUGCCGCAUCGCAGUAAUCCUAGGAACAUGAGCUCUCGGCAAGCUCUCGGAAAUACAGCAAAGCAGCAGCUCCAGAAGCAGCAUCAGGAGCAGCAGAAAUCAUUGCCAUUAUGUUCAGAAUACGAAAAGCAAGAAAUACUUGUAGAUAGUGCCGAUGAGACAAUUUUACACCGAAUCCGUUAUGAUGAGAUUUCUUUUUCGCCUCCUUUAUCAUCGUUAGCCCUAUUGACGCCAGAACCGAGCAGGUCUUCUUCUCCAGACCCUUCGUUUAAACUGGCGACAGUAGAGGAACCUAUAAAGGCGAAAAAGAAGUCCAAUAUCGUCAAAAAGGUCUCAUCAGUAGUAUUGCUUUCACGUACCGACUCUAGCAGUAGCGUUACAAGGUUGAGGCCGAGUAAGGCAGUAGGGGGCUCAUCAGCAUCAACGUCAGCCAAAGCGUUAUCCAGUGGAUAUAGUACACCACUAUCGAGUCUUUCAAAGUAUAUUUCGAACCAGCCAGCCAAGAUGAUGAUUACGAGACGCCGCGCAACAUCUAGUACGGGUAUGGACCAAAUGGCUAGCUAUGGUAGCAGUGCAUCUAUGCCGUCAAGCAAUUCUACUACUCCUUUAGCUGCGAUCAUAAAGGGCCGUAACCGAUCUGACUCAAAUUUGCUUAGCAGUGUUCGAGACAGCGUUAGCAGCAGCAACAGCAGCAGUAGUUCUGUCCCGACACUAAAAGACUUUUCCAAAAGGUGGAGCUUUACACCUUGGAAUAGCUCUUCACGACGCACCAGUAAAAGCAAAGGCGUGUGUUUAGGGUGA